Molecule: messenger RNA, 525 nt
Organism: Cricetulus griseus (Chinese hamster)
Lineage: Eukaryota; Metazoa; Chordata; Mammalia; Rodentia; Cricetidae
Source: RefSeq, a predicted model, not a curated record
UACAGGAUGAGUAAGAGAUACUUACAGAAGGCAACAAAAGGAAAGCUGCUGAUAAUAAUUUUUAUUGUGACCUUGUGGGGGAAAGCUGUUUCCAGUGCAAACCAUCACAAAGCUCACCAUGUUAAAACGGGAACUUGCGAGGUGGUGGCCCUACACAGAUGCUGUAAUAAGAACAAGAUAGAAGAACGGUCCCAAACGGUCAAGUGCUCCUGCUUCCCUGGGCAGGUGGCAGGCACCACGAGAGCUGCUCCAUCUUGUGUGGAUGCAUCCAUAGUGGAACAAAAAUGGUGGUGUCACAUGCAGCCAUGUCUGGAGGGAGAGGAAUGUAAGGUCCUCCCAGAUCGGAAAGGAUGGAGCUGCUCCUCUGGAAAUAAAGUGAAAACAACUCGGCUGGUACUGGCGGUAAAAGAAGGGAAGGCCAACUGGUUCUGUUGCUCAGGGAAGCCAGGGCAGCAAAAAGGAUCACAACAGCUGCACAUGAUGGAGUUUAGAGUGCUCCAUGCCUCCAUCAUCUUUGCUGACUGA